Messenger RNA from Lacerta agilis (Sand lizard), 2344 nucleotides. RefSeq lists its product as uncharacterized. NCBI's taxonomy places the organism in Eukaryota, Metazoa, Chordata, Lepidosauria, Squamata, Lacertidae. The coding region runs from base 49 to 2115 and encodes 688 amino acids. The transcript is spliced from 14 exons. The record is from RefSeq and is a predicted model, not a curated record.
UGAGCCUUGCCAGCCUCUUUUUACAGAUCCUACACAAAAGAGGACACAAUGCUUCCAAGAAGGACCCUGAAAUAUUGCCUUUCGCUGUUGUUUUUGACCAUCCUGCCUUCCCGAUCUGCGCUGGAGGUCUCCAAUGUGGCCCUCACCGGAGAAGCUUUACAAUCCAGCACCUACGACCAUAAUGGAGGAGCUAUGAAUGCCAUUGAUGGGUCUUUAGUAGGUGUAUAUACAGGGGGCUCCUGCUCCCACACAGAUUAUGAAAGUAAUCCAUGGUGGACGGUAGACUUGCAGGCGACGUAUCUAGUAGUCCAUGUAAGGAUCACCAAUCGGCAAGACUGUUGUACUCACCGUCUUAAUGGGGCUGAAAUCCUAGUUGGGAACUCCACAGAGAGAGGAGGCACAACAAACCCUAGAUGUGCUACAAUAAGUUAUUGGGACGCUGGGGAAACACGCAGUUUUUACUGCGAAGCGUCAAAAGGGCAGUUUGUUACAAUUACCCUACCAAGGGCCGGAUACCUCACACUUUGUGAAGUCCAGGUGUUUGGUCAGAAGAUAGAUUCGAGCGCCGACCGUGAGCCAGAGAAGAACAAGCCACUCACACCAGGAGAACAAGUUAACACUUCUGUCCCCAAUGUGGCUCUUGAAGGGAAAGCAUUUCAGUCCAGUAUCUACAAUGCACUUGGAAACCCUGAGAAUGCCAUUGAUGGGUCUAUAAUUAGUGACUAUAUGCGUGGCCACUGCACACACACACAACUAGAAUUUAAUCCAUGGUGGACAGUGGAUUUGGCAGAAGAGUUUCGUGUGUCCAGGGUUAGCAUCACCAAUCGAGGAGACUGCUGUGCAAGGCGGAUAAAUGGGGCUGAAAUCCGAAUUGGAAGCUCGCCAGUAAAAGGAGGAAUCACAAAUCCAUGGUGUGCGACAAUCAGGUCAUUGGUCUCAGGGGCAACAGCCUUUUUUGACUGUGGAAAAAUGCGAGGACGUUAUGUGACUAUCACCAUCCCAGGCAUUCGUAUCCUCUCACUGUGUGAAGUUCAAGUUUUUGGUGAAAAGCUACCUUCCUCGGGAGAUGAAAAAGAGACCUCAUCUGGAACUAGGCAAGAAGCAGAAGUUUCUUCACCAAUUGAACAAUGGGAAAAGCCAAGAGAACCCAAACAGCCAUGGGAAGAAGCAAAAGAGAAGUGGCAACCCUACACAACAGUCUACAAUGCAGCUCUUGAAGGAAAGGCAUUCCAGUCCAGCAUCUAUGACCGUCUAGGAUCUGCUGAGCAUGCCAAUGAUGGCUCUACAUCUGCUAACUAUUUGCGUGGACACUGCACUCACACCCAACAAGAAGCUAAUCCGUGGUGGACAGUGGACCUUAGGGAAAUAUUUGAUGUGUCCAGUGUAGUGAUCACCAAUCGAGGGGACUGUUGUGCGGAAAGGAUAAAGGGUGCUGAAAUUCGAGUUGGGGACUCUGAUGAGGAAGGAGGCAUCAGAAAUCCCAGGUGUGCCACCAUCACUUCAUUGGGUUUGGGAGAAACAAAAAAAUAUGACUGUGAAGGAAAGAUGGGACGGUAUGUGACUAUUACCAUUCCAGGUGAAGCCAAAUAUCUCACCCUCUGUGAAGUUCAAGUUUUUGGUCACAGGAGAGCUCCCACAGUUCCCAAUGUGGCCCUCAAAGGUGAGGCAUCCCAGUCCAGUACCUACAACCGACUAGGAGUUGCAAAGAAUGCCAUUGAUGGGUCCACCUCCACUAAUUUUAUGCGUAGAUCAUGCACUCACACGGAUAGAGAGCCGAAUCCAUGGUGGGCAGUGGACUUGAAGGGAGAAUAUGAUGUGUCUAGCAUAAGCAUCACCAAUCGAGAAGACUGUUGUGCAGACCGGCUGGAUGGGGCUGAAAUCCGCAUUGGCAACUCCUUUGAGAAUGGAGGUUCUGCAAAUCCCAGGUGUGCCACUAUCACCUCACUGGGUGCUGGAGAAACCCGCAAUUACAAUUGUGGAGGAUUCAAAGGGCAGUACGUGACACUGACCAUCCCAGGCACUCAGUAUCUCACCCUGUGUGAAGUCCAAGUGUUUGGUGUGAAGGUGGAUUCAUCUGGACAUCCAGACAUCCCAUCUGAAAAGGAAGAAGCAUAAUUGAAAAUUACAUUUCAUGGGACAGCAGAAAUUGUGAAACCAAGAGCCCCUACCUUUGUAGAUCGACACCACAAAUUAUCGUUACUGACUGCUAACAAGGAGGAACCCUGGUUGGCUGUCUAGAAGAACCUGCACCCAGAGGGAUGUCAACUCCUUCCAUGACUGCUAAACUCACCUGCUACUCAUCUAUAGGCUGAAAUCCAAAAUAAACAGUAGAACUUGCAACUCU